AUGGCGCAAACCAGUAGUCCGAUACCGAUCCACGGUUAUGGACAUGGACACGGAAAGAUAACAAAAUCACGAAGCCGACCAGCUGUAAAGCCAAUCCUCAAGAAACUACAGUCGCAUCAUUCGCAUUCAGAAAAGAAUUCUCUCGAUUUGGAUCGCGGUUGGGAUGAGCAAGGUCAAUUUGGUUAUUCCUCGUAUAAUGUGGAUGGCGACGACUCGUCUUACACGGCAGGUGCCUCAGCACUGCCAACACCUGCCGGCAGAGUCCGCGAUGUCAGUUUUUCUGUAUCGGCCACUGAACUCAGCAGCGGAGGCAAGCGUUCAACUAAAUAUUCUCAUGCGCGUUCGACAAGCGGCACUUCCCACGCUUCGCAUGCUUCUGUAGCUACUUCUACCAGUGGCGGCCGCAACGGAUCAUUUGUCCAUCCUUUUCAACAAACACCACGAACCUCGACGCCUCCUCUCUCCUACGCCAACUCCCUCGCCUCGCUUGACAAUACCAGCGGCCCUCGCGAUUGCUCACCUACAAUUACCGAGAACGAAGACGACGUCGAUUUUGAACCUGCAAACCUUCAAUCUUCCGCUCGUGCAUAUCCUCUGCAGCACUCAGCACCUCACCCCCGCCGUCCUUCGCUUGCAAGUCAGCGCACCAGCUCGCUAUCUGACGUGAACCCUGUGCGCAUCACUGCACACGGCCGUACUUCCUCUGGAAUUUCUUCAAGAAAACCCCAUAGUAUCGUAACUCGCAGCCGUUCCGACCUGCACCUUAACACAGGAUCUACAACGGCAAUCGACUCUGCAUCGAGCGCCAGCCCACCAUCUGGCUCUUGGGUUUCCCCCCAGAUGAUCGCCGCAUCUACUUCUUCAAAUGCUAUGUCCCCUCUCCGCAGCUCUCUCGACAUGAGUGGUUUCCGUAUCCGCUCGCGCAGCGAGGUCGACACUGCUACUCGCCAGGAGAACGUCCGCGAAGCUCGUCGCAAGUUUGAGGAGAAGGAAAAGGCCAAGGAAGAGAAGUAUGCUCGUGAGCAGAUUCGCAAGCAGGAGCGCGCAGAGAGUCGCGAAGCUCAUCGCUUCACCAAGAAUGGUCGCAAGAGCAGUUUUGCAACAUCUCGCAUGUCGUGCGAUCGAAUGUCCACUAGCAUUGACAUUCGACCCACCAUCUCCCGCAAGACGACAGGCAACGGCAACGGUACCGUUGGCUUGGGGCUCACCACCGAGAACGAAAAGGUAGAGUUCGCCGCCUCAAGCUACGAUACUGCGCACAGAGGUACGACGCCUGGCUCCCGAGCCGACGACGUGCACUUUCAGUCAACUCACCGAACCAACACUGCCAAGCGAAAAACGAACAGUGCAUGGACUGCCUUUAUUUUGUGGUUGAGAACGCGACUGCUCAAGCUUGGUCGACGAUAG
This is a messenger RNA of Fusarium pseudograminearum CS3096, 1407 nucleotides long. RefSeq lists its product as uncharacterized. The coding region runs from base 1 to 1407 and encodes 468 amino acids. NCBI's taxonomy places the organism in Eukaryota, Fungi, Ascomycota, Sordariomycetes, Hypocreales, Nectriaceae. The record is from RefSeq and is a predicted model, not a curated record. The transcript has a single exon.